Messenger RNA from Phragmites australis (common reed), 1958 nucleotides. RefSeq names its product protein RICE SALT SENSITIVE 3. NCBI's taxonomy places the organism in Eukaryota, Viridiplantae, Streptophyta, Magnoliopsida, Poales, Poaceae. The coding region runs from base 334 to 1623 and encodes 429 amino acids. The record is from RefSeq and is a predicted model, not a curated record. The transcript has 7 exons.
CCGAUGCCGUCGUCUUUCGGUUUACCCUCCCCCUGCCCAAGUUAAAAACAGCAAUUAGAGAGAGACAGGCAGCGGACAGAGGAGAGAGAGGGAGCUAAGGAAGUCCUCGGGCGGUCUCACCCUCUAGACUCUCGCCCGAGAAAGACCAAGAAGCGAUCAAAAAGAGACCGGCCGGGUAGCAGCUAAAAGGACUAGCUAUAGCCGCCGAGCUCCGAGAGCUAGCGUGUCCGCAGGGCAGGGUUGGAGAAGAGAGUUUUUACGACGCUAGCUAUAGCGUCCGAGGCCGGGGGAGGAGGGUGUGGAAAUACAAACAAGCAAGCGAGGGUGAGGGAAAUGGUGGGCUCGGGUGCGGCAGGGGGCGGAGGGGAUCACGCGCGGAGCAAAGAGGCCGCGGGGAUGAUGGCGCUGCACGAGGCGCUCCGCAACGUCUGCCUCAACUCGGACUGGACGUACUCCGUCUUCUGGACCAUCCGUCCUCGCCCGCGGUGCCGCGGUGGCAACGGGUGCAAGGUCGGCGACGACAACGGCAGCCUGAUGCUGAUGUGGGAGGACGGGUUCUGCCGGCCGCGGGUUGCGGAGUGCCUGGAGGACAUCGACGGCGAGGACCCGGUGAGGAAGGCCUUCAGCAAGAUGUCCAUCCAGCUCUACAACUACGGAGAAGGGCUGAUGGGAAAGGUGGCCUCUGAUAAAUGUCACAAAUGGGUCUUCAAGGAACCUUCUGAAUGCGAGCCCAACAUCUCCAACUACUGGCAGAGCUCUUUCGACGCCCUUCCUCCGGAAUGGACUGAUCAGUUCGCAUCAGGCAUCCAGACCAUAGCCGUGAUCCAAGCCGGGCAUGGCCUCCUGCAGCUGGGCUCUUGCAAGAUUAUACCGGAGGACCUGCACUUCGUGCUGCGGAUGCGACACAUGUUCGAGUCACUGGGCUACCAAUCGGGCUUCUUCCUCUCCCAGCUCUUCUCCUCCUCGCGGAGCGCCUCGCCGACACCGUCGUUCCCGCUCAAGCAGCAGCAGCAGCCGCUCUUCAACUGGCCGGGCCAGCCGCAGCUCCCGGCCGCCGCGUCACCGCUCUUCCCGACGGGCCCGGCCGCGUUCCACCCGUCCGCGCGGCCGAUGCCGCCGUACCCGGGCAAGGACGAGGGCCACCUGUUCCACCUCCCGCCGGCUCACCAUGCCAAGCCGCCGCACAUGGACGAGCACCAGCAGCAGCAGAUGGGGGCCGGUGGGGAGGCGCCCGACGGGGACCUCAAAUGGCCCAACGGGCUGUCGUUCUUCACCGCGCUCACCGGGCGCGCAGACGACGCGAAGCUGCUGUUCGGCGGAAACGGAGGUGGCGGCGCCGAUGACGGGAAGACGGCGCAAAACGGGCACGGCGGGGCCGAGAACGUGGAGGAGUACCUGGGCCUGGAGAGCCACUCGAACAAGGCGAGGAGGGUGGAGAACGCCCAGAGCACCAAGUUCAAGAGGAGCUUCACGUUGCCCGCUCGGAUGAGCUCGUCCACGUCAACAUCCCCGUCCGUGUCCGCCUCGACGGCGCCAGCGCCGCCGCAGCAGCAAGGGAUGGAGUACCGAGGGCCGCACGAGGGCGGAGUCUACUCGGACCUGAUGGAGACGUUCUUGGAGUAGUAGUCCGUAGCAUGCAUGAUCGAUCGGUGCAAUGUCAUUACGAGAAGUGUACGGGCUUCGUGUUUCUUCCUGUCCCCUCUUUUGUAUUUUUCCUCCCAAGCUAGAUUUAAGGUUUGGAGUUUGCAUCUGUUUAAUUAAAUCUUGUAUUUUUUUUCUCUUUCAUUGGUUCCUUCUAGUUCUAGUUGCAGUAGCUCUACCGUAGUGCAAAAACUUGAUGGAUUUCGCAUGCAUGCAUGCAAAGAUGGGCAUGAGUUUGCUUCCAUGAUGGCUGGCAAGUUAAUAUGCAUGGUGCAAUGCAAUGAUGGUGAGGUACAAUGAUUUGCAGCACCUAAUAA